GCUAACGUUAGCUUCAGCUAGAGUAAACCUUUAAUACACGCAUCAAACACGACGUAUCAAGACGGUGUUAGCUACAUGUCGCUCUGAGCGAUUUACACUUUUAAACUGAUUAUUACAGGGAAGUUGGUCGCUUGACGUUAGCGAGGCUAGCUAGCAGGUGUUGAGCCUUGUGCCGGCAAUGGGGGACAUGAAGACCCCAGAUUUUGAUGAUCUGCUGGCAGCUUUUGAUAUUCCUGACAUUGAUGCCAAAGAGGCCAUCCAGUCAAGUCCAGAGGAGCAGCAGGAUGAAAUGGGGACCAACGAUGAGGCUGGGUCUCCGUCAUGCUUCCCCUGCUCUCCUGCCUCAGACUCAGACCGCCCUUUGGUCAGCGUCAUUGUGAAGAACACAGUCCGGUCCGAGUCUGUUGAAGAGGAGGAGAAGUCUGAGGAUGAUAAAACAGACAAUCUUUCAAGCUGUGACUCAGCCCCCCAGGUUCAGGUCAACUUCAACUCUAGUCCCAAACUGACAGCCGACGCUGCCAUGGAGCCACAGAUGGCCAACGGCUUUGAGGGAUCUGUCUCCCGGGAUCAGGGAGCGUGGUCCCUGCGUCCCCCCACACUGAAUGAUAUAGAGGGAGACAGGGAUAAAGGAGCGGAGGACGUACUGACCCAUCAUACCACUGAUGUCAUGAACAGUUUGAAGCCCCUGCUCUUUCCCCAGUCUCUGAGCAGUGCCGGUGCCUCCUCAUCGACUCCACACUCCAUCAGCCCUAAACAAUCUCCACACUCUCCUCAGAGAGAAGAAGCUUGUCUCUUCAGUAACUCAUCAUCCUCCCCUUUAACACAAAACGGGAGUAUUAAAGCGGGACUUAAGGAUGUUAUGCACUCAGAUGAUUAUGAGUCAGAACCAGACUUGGGAAGUCCGCUGGUUAUCCAAGAGAGCCCAGAGUCUCUUAUCUCCUCCCCUCCCAAAUUUAAACUGAGGUCUGAGUUACUCGGGACUCCUGCAAUAACGUCUCGUGACAUUUCCAAGCCUCCUCAUCUCUCUGCAAAACCUAAACAGCUUCAUGAGGAUAAGGGGUGCCCUACUACCCCCAGGUUUCCCACUGCAGCUCCUCUGCUGCAGAGCCCUAAGGACUCCCUCUCGUCUGUCAUCACAGGCUCUGCAUCAGUUCAAGAAGAAAAAUACCCAGAGCAUGUGAUUGAUGAGAGGGACUCACCUGAGAGCCCACCGCCAAGCGAGACAGGUCUUAUGGUCCCGAAAAGUAGCAGCAGCCCUGAUUUGCCCAAAACACCAGGUCUAGUGGUGAACCACACAGACGCUCAUCAUAGAGAGGAACUUAUGGAUAGUGAGCCGAGCAGUGAGGACAUGCCAGGUCGCACUGAGGAGCUGAUUGAAAAGAUGGCUGGAGAUGGAGAAAAGUUAAAUGAGGAGAACAGCGGGGCUUGCACAUCAUCUGAGGAUACUGUGUCUGCUUGUGCUGCAGAGACUGAGUCAUCCCCACUGCGUCCGCUCAAAGUUAAAAUCAAAAUGCGUACAGGAAGCAUCACAAGAACUGUGACUGGGGUGCCACCCAUGAGAAGAGUCACUUCCAGGGCGGUGGGCGUUUCAAAACCUUCACCAGAACGUCUUAACACAAAAACCAAGAGGGAGCUACCACAGCGAUCUAAACCACCUGCAGUAGCAAUGCCUCAGGAUGCGUGUGCUGCAACACCUCCUGGUGCCAGUACGGGUAAACAGAAAUCUGCAGUGGACACCAAACCUAAAGCUUCCCCCACAGCUGUCAGCAUCACUAAAACUGCUGCCCUGCCCUCCGUCUCCUCCCCGAGAGUCGCCGCAGGUGGGAUCAACCUGCGCAAUCUGGGCCAGAAGACUCUCAACAGUGGAAUGAUUCUCACCACACCUUCACCUCUGACCUCUCAAAGUGGCAGCAGACCAGCAUCCAUAGUCAACAACACUGGGGCGAUUAUAUCCAAGAGUCAGACCAACCUGGUUGAAGCAUUCAACAAAAUCCUCAACAACAAGAACCUGCUGCCCAGUUAUAAACCAGACCUGAGCUUGCCUCUUCCAGCAGAGUGGGGCAUUCCUCUUCCCGCGCAGGGAUAUCGUUGUUUGGAGUGUGGCGAUGCCUUUGCCCUGGAGCAGAGUUUGGCCCGACACUAUGACCGGCGCUCACUGAGGAUUGAAGUGACUUGCAAUCACUGUGCCAAGCGCUUGGCCUUCUUCAACAAGUGUAGUUUGCUUUUACACGCGAGAGAGCACAAGGAGAGAGGCCUGAUCAUGCAGUGUUCACACCUGGUCAUGAAAACUGUAACUUUGGAGCAGAUGAUUGGUCAGCAGGAACCCACGGCAAUAGGUGGGCUCUCUCCGUCUCUCCUGUCGUCCACUUCAGCACAGUCAUCAUCCUCUUCAGGCGUUGUCCUAGCAAAUACAACCUUACAGAAAGCAGUAACUAACAAAAAAGCAGAGGAGGUGCAGCACACGAGCAAUAAAUGUCCAGAGUGUCUGACUCAGUUUAGCAGCAAAGAAGAGGUGGCUGAGCACUUCCAAGAAAUCAAACCAGGACACACUACCCCAUGCUCUGAGUGUUCUCCUCCCAUGUUGCUGCCCAACAGCUGCAGCGCAGCAGCCCAUCAACGCAUCCACCAAGGCUGCUCACCACAUGUAUGCCCAGAAUGCGGGGGCACGGCCAAGCAGCCGCGAUUUCAAACACAUCUGGAUGAGACCUGUUUGCAUUUUGCCCGGCGUAUUGGAUACAGAUGUUCCAGUUGCCAGGUGGUGUUUGGGGGGCUGAACUCAGUGAAGUCUCACAUCCAACAGGCUCAUUGCGACAUGUUCCAUAAAUGCCCCAGUUGUCCCAUGGCUUUCAAAUCUGCCCCCAGCAUCCAGAACCACAUCACUGCCCAACAUCCAACACUCACGGAAGGACCGGCAAUAUUGAUAUAUAAAUGCGUCAUGUGUGACACUGUCUUUACCCACAAACCCCUGCUCUACGUCCACUUUGACAUGCAUUUAAUCAAUCAGAAGGUGCAUGUGUUCAAAUGCCCUGAGUGCACCAAGCUAUUUUCUCAAAGGAAUUCCCUACUGGACCAUUUCAAGACCCACAUUAAGACUCCCACGUUAAAACAAAAGCAGCCUUUACCUCCAGCUGCUUCCUCUCGUUCACAACCUGCGGUGAAAUUAGAAAGCUCAGAUGCAGAGGAAUGGAAGGAUGAAGAUAAAGAAGAGAAGGUGAAGACAAAGAGGAUGAAGACCCCUUCAGGGUGGAAGUGUUUUCCUUGCCAUGCACACUACACUGACCGGGAUGACUACAUUAUCCAUAUGGCUGAACAACAUGGCAAGAAACUUAAGAAGUUCCCCUGUAACAAAUGCGAGAGUUCCUUCACCACAACUUCCAGCCUGAGACGUCACAUCCGAGACAAACACAAAGUCAUGAAUCGAGGUUUCCGCUGCCAGUUCUGUACUGAGGGUAAGAAAACGUUCAGCACUCGAGCUUUGCUGGAGAGGCACGUUCAGCUGAGACACAAGGACACUGUGAGCCAGGACACUCUGGUGGGAGGCGGUGAUGGGGCCGACAGCUCCUCAGAACAGGAGAGUAACUUGGGGGCUCGGCGUAGACGGAGAGGAGCUGUGAAGACGGAGCACAAUGAGGAGUCCACAGAUGGGAUGACUCCUGUGAAGAAGUUGCGUUCCACCUCCUCUGCACCUACUACACACUCGCUUCCUGACUCUGAAUUCCGCUGUGCCCCGUGCGGCUUCGCCACAGAUGACCAGACUUCAUUCUUGGAGCACAUCAGCCAGCACAAGAGAGCAGGGACAGAGGGAGGUGCUCUGCAGUGUCUACAGUGUGGCGCCUGCUUCACAUCCACCUCCUCCUUAUCACGCCAUCGCUUCAUCAUCCACAAAAUGAAAGAUUCAAACACUGACAACCAGCAAGCCCUCGGCCUGCACCCAGCACCUUCCCCUGGUAACAGCAGGAACCAUGAUGAUAAGAGUUCUAUGGAUUGCUCUGCACCACCGUCACCCUCCUCUCAGCCCUCUGGAGCUCAGAGGAAAGAAGAAGAGGACUCAAUGGCCUGUAAGGUGUGUGGUAAACAUUUUGAAAAGGUAUCUGAUCUGAAUACACACUUCAGAACUCAUGGUAUGGCUUUUAUCAACGCAAGGAACGCAGGAAAAACUACCUAAGAUGGUAGAUACGAGGGGAAGAUCAGCAUCGGUAGGUGAUACAUUUCCAAAAUUCCUUUAAUAAGUGUCGGUGAGUACACCCAUGCACUAAUGUAACCAAAGAUUUAACAGGAGUGUUUAUGUGAACAGAUUGUAAAACAAUCACGUCUUGAGUCUCACUGGUCGAGCGUCUGGCCUCAACCUUCUGACAUUCAGGAUCUAAUGCUGCAUCUCUAUGUUCAGGAAUGAUACUAAUGAGAUCAGAGCUACUUCCCAGUCAGUGGACAGUUAGUCUGACUAGUUCACUGCUCUGACCAUAUUCACAGGUUGAAAGUAGAGAGCUGUGAAUGUCCAAACCGAAUCCUGCUGUGAUGAUGUCUGUGGCUUUAGAGAAUGUUGAUGGACAUCAAUGUACUGUGUCCGUUCCUGAUUUUGAAUAUGUUCAUCCUACUGAGGAGGAAGAAUGUCGAAUGCCAACCCAGGUGUUUUUCUGUCAAGUUGUUGUUUUAAUAUAGUUUUUGGUGAAUAAUUGUGUGGGAUCUCAGUUUCUAUCAAGUGUGUAUACGUUAUUGGCGGCCAUUUUCUACAGCGUACAAUAGCUGUGCCCCAAUUCAGUGGCCACACAGUCCACAAAAGGGGCGGCCUUCGAGGGAUGUGCAGACGGCUUCAUGAUCAGAGCGCAAUGAAUCCUGGGAUAGCUUGGCCCGAGAAUGAUCCACCCAUUGGAACUUUAGUUGCUCUGGAAUGGAGGGACACGUGUAAAUGAGCUUCUGAAAUGGGACAGUCUUGUCGUGCCACUGUGACGCAAUCGGUCUUCAAAUGCAUCGUCUGAAUUGAGACACAGCUAAUUGUUCCUUAUAUUCCCAACUUUAAAGGCAGCCAUUGGCUUCCAUGUGUUUUAUUGUUUGAGAUAUGUGAGACAGGCAAUCAAGUUGGGAGAAUUUUGUACUCUCGAGAAUGUAAUUUAAGAUACAACUUAAUUAGUCCCACUCAGACUUCGGAGACUUUUACUUUUGAAAACAGAUUUGCUCCAUCACUGUCGUCACUGUCUGUAGAGGCCAUUAGAUGUACAGUAUGUCUGUAUGGUUAAUAAUAGACUCAUACCUGUUGCUAAUAAAUGUUGACUGUCAAGUGCUGAGUAGGGGUUCAAAUCCCUGCACAUUUUAUAUGCAUAUUGUACUGAGGUGAAGGUGGACCAAUAACUUUCUGCAAGAAA
Paralichthys olivaceus (Japanese flounder) is the source of this 5360-nucleotide messenger RNA. NCBI's taxonomy places the organism in Eukaryota, Metazoa, Chordata, Actinopteri, Pleuronectiformes, Paralichthyidae. The record is from RefSeq and is a predicted model, not a curated record.